UACUCGGGAAACAUGAAUUCUCUCAUCGCAGGUCCCACCAGAUUCCACGAAGAAGACGGCAGGCAACACCUUGCUCCCCCACCAGACUCCAACGCAUCAUCUACAGACGACCUUCAACCUUUCCCGGAGCCAGAGAUAUCUGCUAUUGAAUUGGAACACAGAAAUGGUGCAAAAAUCCACUACACAUACUAUCCUCACUCUCCAUCCAAACCCAACCGCCCGAAUCCAUUUGCCAAAUCCCUCGUCGUCUUUCUCAAUGGCUUGAUUAUGCCCCGCUCGUCAUGGGACAACGCCAUCCAUGAUUUCCUCGAAAAACGAAUAAACGCUCAACUCCCCUACCCAGCCCUCCUAACCUACGAUCGCUAUGGCCAAGGCGACAGCGACCGCGACCCAAAUGACACCGAGCCUCCCCCAUCCCACGGUCACGACUGCAUGAGCGCCGUCCACGAUCUCCGCCAACUCACCCUCCAAAUCUGGAAAACCCACCUCAACAUCUCCAACCCAACCCAAUUCCCAGCCCUCAUCUUCGCCUGCAACAGCAUCGGCUGCGGCAUCGCCCGCCUCUUCGCCCAGACCUACCCCGGAACCGUCCUCGGCCUCCUCUUCCUCGACUCCAUCAUGGCCAACUCCGAUCUCGUCAGCAUCUGGCCCGACCCAGAUGACCCCGCCUUCGAUCCGGCCCAGUUACCCCCCGGAGUCGACAUCCAAGACGUCCGCGACACCCGCGAGAAAUACAGACUCAUGUUCCACCCGUCCGUCCCCAACAAUGAAGGCCUUGACCGCCGGAACCUCGCUACUCUCCUCCCGUCAGCUUCUUCCCCGCGUCUCGAUGGCUACGGCGGCGAAGGCCCUUACCUCACUGUCGUGGGCCACGAUUGGGAAACCUUUGCUGACCAGUCUUUUACGGGGAGUCUGCAUAUCCCAAAGGCCUUGACCAUGACGUAUGCGAAUCCCGCGUGGCAGAAGUACAACGAGGAGCUUAUCGGUAUUACUGAGGAUGGGAAAGCGAUUGGUCCGUUGAUUGGCGUGGGGUGUGGGCACUUUAUACAAAAGGAUGGUCCGGCUUUUGUGGGCGAUGAGCUGGUUAGUUUGGUCGAUAGGGUUGUGAAUCGCGUUGAGCAAGUCAGCGAGAGGGAUGGCGGGUUUUAG
Molecule: messenger RNA, 1149 nt
Organism: Periconia digitata
Lineage: Eukaryota; Fungi; Ascomycota; Dothideomycetes; Pleosporales; Periconiaceae
Source: the annotation of a GenBank genome assembly